Camelus dromedarius (Arabian camel) is the source of this 912-nucleotide messenger RNA. Its product is annotated as keratin, type II cytoskeletal 6B-like. Gene Ontology annotation, biological process: keratinization; intermediate filament organization. Gene Ontology annotation, molecular function: structural constituent of skin epidermis. Lineage: Eukaryota; Metazoa; Chordata; Mammalia; Artiodactyla; Camelidae. The record is from RefSeq and is a predicted model, not a curated record. Gene Ontology annotation, cellular component: keratin filament.
AUGUCUUGCAGAUCCACCGUGAGGAGCCAAAACACCAGCCGCCGGGGCUUCAGUGCCGGCUCAGCCCGAGUCCCUGGGGUCUGCCGCUCUGGCUUCAGCAGCGUGUCGGUGUCCCGCUCCAGGGGCGGUGGUGGACUGGCUGGAGUGUGUGGAGGAGCUGGCUUUGGCAGUCGCAGCCUCUAUGGCCUGGGGGGCACCAAGAGGAUCUCCAUCGAAGGGGGCAGUUCUGCCAUCAGUGGCGGAUACGGCAGCAGAUUCGGAGGUGGCUUUGGCUUUGGUUUUGGAGGUGGAGCUGGGAGUGGAUACGGUUUUGGUGGUGCAGCUGGGCUCGGUGGUGGAGCUGGCUUUGCUGGUGGCUAUGGGGGCGCUGGCUUCCCUGUGUGCCCCCCUGGAGGCAUCCAAGAGGUCACCGUCAACCAGAGUCUCCUCACUCCUCUGACUCUGGAAAUCGACCCCACCAUCCAGCGAGUGAGAACUGAGAAGCGGCAGCAGAUCAAGACCCUUAACAACAAGUUUGCCCCCUUCAUCGACAAGGAGUGUUCUCAGAUGCAGUCCCGUAGCUCAGACAUUUCUGUGGUCCUCUCCACGGACAACAAUCGUAACCUGGACCUGGACAGCAUCACUUCUGAGGUCAAAGGCCUAUACGAGAAGAUUGCUCACAUGAGGCAGGCUGAGGCCAGAUCCUCACACCAGAGCAAGCCCACCGUCUCCGGUGGCUAUGGCGGUGCCAGCGGUGCCAGCGGUGUCGGCAGUGGCUACUCCCGCAGCAGCAGCAGUCACAGCCUUGCAGGUGGCUUCAGUUCCAGGAAUGGCAGAGCCUUAGGAAGUGGCCUCAGCUCCACCAGGGGCAGCAGUUUCACCAUUAAGUACACAGCCACCUCCUCCUCCAGCAGGAAGAGCUACAAGCACUGA